ACACCUUUAAUCCGCAAUAUUAAUCAUCUUGACCAACAUAAUAACAAUAAGUCAGUGUGCAUGUAUUACCAAACACUCGACGCAUCGAAGAAGAAGGAAUCGAUGUUACGGAACGAAUGUAAUACUUACUGCACGUAAGGUCUUAAUUGCUAGACAACUAGUCUAUUUAACCUGAACUAGUUAUGCGCAUGUCUUUGAGGAAAUCGUCUUGAUUUCCUUGAUUACUACAACACUUUGGCAAUAUGCCCCCUAAAAAUGGAGCAACGGAACUUUUUACUCAUUUCGUUUGUUUUUUAAAUGUUACGUAAAAUGUCUACUUCAAUUUAAAGAUGUAAUAGAGUUCGGACGUACUUGUGUUCGUUAUUUAAAUUCAGAAAACAAACUUAUUCAUUGAAUACUUAUUCCAGCCUGCAUUUUUUAUUUAACCUCAGUGUUGCCACACUAUUUAUCACUUUCCGACCUAAGGAGUUCCAAAUUGAAAGAAAAAUGCAAUCCGUCAAAUAAAUUGAUAUUCGUUAUUAGCAAUAAUAACUUGAGCAACGAUAAGUUUAAGCUUUAUUUACAUAGUUAACAAUUGCGUAGAGCUCCCCUCCUCACGGCACUCUGAGGCAUGUGGAGACCCGCAGAGCGGGGCCUUAGUAUCACACCACCUCCUCGGGCAGCCUGCUCGAGGCGUACAGGACUAGCUUUUCAAUCUAAUACAUGCAAAACCGAAACAUGCAGUUUAAAUUAUUUAUAGUGACUCUAGUGCUCCAUUGUACGACCGGAGAAUAUUUUAAAACGAAACCCAGUUUCGUGAAAACAUGUUACAAACGCGAUCCAGAAUUUGAAGACUGUUCGCGGGAGGCGGUGCAACAGCUCUUCAAUGCGCUCGGUCCAGGUCUUCGAGAUAUAGGAAUGCAGCCAUUAGAUCCUCUAAAAAUCCCUAAAAUAAGGAUUUUACAAGGUGAAGGACCAGUCAACGUAAAUGCUGCGCUAGAUGACGUCACGGUUACAGGUUUCGGCAAGACCGAAGUGUUAUCGAGCCAAGUAGACAGCAAAACUUACGACUUCCGAACUAAAGUCCGGGUCCCGAAAAUAAGAAUAGAAGGGACCUACGACUUAAAAGGAAAAAUUUUGUUAAUACCAUUGGUUGGUCGUGGUAUUUGCUGGUUCGAACCGACCAACAUGACGAUCGACAUUGUAAGUGACGUGAAAGUCUAUACUAAAGAUGAUUAUGUAUUUUUCAAUGUAACUGGAGCUCAUGUUAAAUAUGCAAUAGGAGGAUUGAAAUUACGCAUGAAUAAUUUAUUCGACGGCAUUGAGUCGCUAGAGGAAAGUACGAAUGCCUACUUAAAUGCAAACUGGCGGCCAGUUUCAGAAUCUCUGCGACCUAUUUUAUCAAAAACAAUAGAAGAUAUUUUACUCGGUUUCAUGCAAAGGCUGUUCAACAAUUUACCUGGAGAUUUUAUGAUUGGUGACAUAAAAGAUUACGUGCCAAGUAAAAAAGCAGAAAAGAAAGUGUAGUUUUAAAUAAAUUAAUAAAUAACUAUUUAAUAUGCUUUAGGUAAAUUAAGAUUAAGUACUGUAAUAUAUUUUAAGAUACUUUCUAAUGUUUUGUAUAAAAUUUUGUGUAUAAUUAGAAAAUUUGAGUAAAUAA
Molecule: messenger RNA, 1639 nt
Organism: Trichoplusia ni (cabbage looper)
Lineage: Eukaryota; Metazoa; Arthropoda; Insecta; Lepidoptera; Noctuidae
Product: circadian clock-controlled protein-like
Exons: 6
Coding region: 703-1506 (267 amino acids)
Source: RefSeq, a predicted model, not a curated record